AAUCGUUUUCCAGAGACUCAGUGACAUCACUGAGCAGGUUCAGUCGGCCAAUCAGCAGCGACCUGCUGAGCUCUGCUCCUGAUAAACCUGCCUCCAUCACCUCUGCUCCCACACUCACACCUGCCUCUCUACCUGGAACCGUCCACACACAGGUUUGAAGUCUUACCAUCCCCCACCCUCCACCUCAUCAUGUCGGACUCCAGCAGAACUGCAGAAGAAGCGAGGGUCGCCUUCCAGUCCUGCAAAAGUUCUGAUCCCAGAGAUCGAGUUCAGUUCUACGACAGCUGGGCACAAAACUACGAAAAGGAUCACAACCUGAUGAGCUACAGGUCUCCACAUCUGGCAGUAAACUUCCUGUCUGAGAACUUUAGUGGGAGUCGUGAGGAGGCUCAGGUUCUGGACGUGGCCUGUGGGACUGGAUGGGUCGCUAAACUGAUGGCUGAACUGGGCUUCAGACACUUUGUGGGAGUGGACGGCAGUAAAGGCAUGCUGGAACUAGCUGCUGAGACCGGCCUCUAUCAGGACCUCAGACUGGCCUUACUGGGAACACAACCACUGCCUGCACAGACUGGUGUGUUUGAUGUGGUGGUCAUUGCCGGUGCUCUGGAUGCUGGUUUUGUUCCGGUCAGUGUUGUCAGGGAGAUGUGCCACGCCGCCAAACCAGGAGGUUUUGUGUGCAUGGUGAGAGGCGACCACACCGGAGCACCAGCAGACAAGUACAAGAAGGAUCUGGAGAGAGAGCUGCAGCUGAUGGAGGAGGAGGGACUGUGGAGUCUGGUAGGAAUCAAACGGGUGGACAGAUACAUGGAGGACCCACAUGUGAAUCCUGAGAGAGACGAUGUGCAGGACAAGCCUUACAUCAGUGGGACUGUUUAUCUGUACCAGAAGUCCAUCGAUACAGCUGUUAAAUCACGUGAUUGAUCACACUGUUUUUAACUGGGCUCCUGGUCCAGUUGUUCUCAGCAGUAAACACGAAUAAAUCUGAUUUAAAAUAGGCUUAAUAAAGUAGUUGAUGCUAACAUCUUAGCAAACAGCUUCCUACUUCCACAUCCAGCACACAAAGCAAGUCUAAAGUACAAAAGUUACUAAUGACAAUAAGUUCAACACAUCCCUCUGAAAAUGACCGAAAAUGGAAAAACCCAUCAAAAGUAACUUCAAAGCUCAAAAAUAAUGAAAUGAUUAUAGUAUUAUUGCACAUUUUUAAUCAAACCUUUUUAACAGGAAUCUCUCACGCUUCAUGGAAAAGAGCUGCAGUAGUACCUUUACACAGCACAGGUGAUGUCAAAGGUAAAAUCCAAUAACAGGUAGGAAGUGAAAAACAGGCAGAACAGGUGAAACAGGUAAGAAGUCUGGAGAGCUAUAACGUGGAAUGAGUGGUAGUGAUAUGGAAACAUCUAAAUAAAUGAAUGAAUGAACUGUAA
Molecule: messenger RNA, 1421 nt
Organism: Lates calcarifer (barramundi perch)
Lineage: Eukaryota; Metazoa; Chordata; Actinopteri; Centropomidae
Product: methyltransferase-like protein 27
Exons: 6
Coding region: 190-921 (243 amino acids)
Source: RefSeq, a predicted model, not a curated record